AUGGUCACAGUCCACAAGCUGCGGCUCACUCAGACAUACGAGCUCCCCUGUUGCCAAAUAAUGAGCUCCUUCCAAAACUGCGUCGCACUAAAUGACCAGCACCACCCCAAGAACCCUUAUUUCACCGUCAUGACUCACAACCCAAAACAAGAACCCUGGUGGCGCUUGGCUCGGCGCAAGUUCGCCUUGAAGACGCCGAAGCUGGAGAAGUGGCGCAAAAAUCUGGGUUAA
Messenger RNA from Prunus armeniaca (apricot), 231 nucleotides. The record is from the annotation of a GenBank genome assembly. Lineage: Eukaryota; Viridiplantae; Streptophyta; Magnoliopsida; Rosales; Rosaceae.